Molecule: messenger RNA, 4280 nt
Organism: Scleropages formosus (Asian bonytongue)
Lineage: Eukaryota; Metazoa; Chordata; Actinopteri; Osteoglossiformes; Osteoglossidae
Gene: fam91a1
Product: family with sequence similarity 91 member A1
Exons: 24
Coding region: 209-2710 (833 amino acids)
Biological process (GO): intracellular protein transport
Cellular component (GO): cytoplasmic vesicle; trans-Golgi network
Source: RefSeq, a predicted model, not a curated record
CAAUGAGGAAGUGAGCUUGUGGUCGUUGAUAGAAGGGGGAAAAUAUACUCUGUCAAGAAACAAGGAGACAUUUUGAGAUUAACGCUACGCUUCGUGUCCGUUGUACGGGGGACAAAGUCGCCUCGGACUGACCCCAAAUCCCGCUGCUGUCCGCUCGCCUGACCGUGGACGUGGUGGUGGUGGUGAAGUGAACAACGAGGAGGUAGCUAUGAUGAACACAGACGUGGAAUUCCACAUCAGACAGAACUACCCCUGGAACAAACUGCCCGCCAACGUGAGACAGAGCCUGGGAAACUCACAGCGGGAAUAUGAGAAACAAGUUCUGCUGUAUAGCAUCCGCAACCAGCUGCGGUUCCGCAAUAACCUCGUGAGGCACGUGAAGAAGGACGAGCGCAAGUAUUAUGAGGAGCUCCUCAAAUACAGCCGAGACCACCUCAUGCUAUAUCCGUACCACCUGUCUGACAUCAUGGUCAAGGGCCUGCGAGUCACCCCCUUCUCCUACUACAUCGGGAUCAUGGAGGACAUAAUGAACAGUGAGAAGAGCUACGACUCGCUGCCAAACUUCACUGCUGCUGACUGUCUGCGCCUUCUUGGAAUUGGGAGGAACCAAUAUAUCGACCUGAUGAACCAGUGCAGGUCUUCCAAGAAAUUCUUCCGCAGGAAAACUGCGCGAGACUUACUACCAGCGAAGCCUGUUGAGAUCUCAGUUGAGCCGUGGUGGGUGGUGCAGACAGGUUACAUCACGGAGGAUGAUGUCCGGGUCUGCUCUCCAGCAGAGAAGAUGGCCAUUGAUAAGAUGAUCGAUGCAGGUCCCCAGCUGGCUGGGUCAAUGGAGUACAAUGUGGUGCUCAGUCUGUAUAACAGGGGUUACAUAUACCUGGAUGUACCCAUAUCUGAUGACAGCUGCAUUUCAGUACCACCCCUGGAAGGAUUUGUGAUGAACAGGGUCCAAGGAGAUUACUUUGAAACACUUCUAUACAAAAUAUUUGUCUCCAUCGAUGAGCAGACCAAUGUGUCUGAGCUAGCUAAUGUACUGGAGAUCGACUUGGGCCUGGUGAAGAAUGCCGUGUCCAUGUACUGUCGCCUGGGCUUUGCAGUAAAGAAGGGCCAGGUGAUCAGCCAGGACCAGCUACACCCCAGCUGGCGCAGCGCCCCUUGUGUCAACAGACUGAAAAGUACUAUGGACCCACAGAAGAUGUUGCUGUCCUGGGAAGGGGGCAGCCCUGUGAUGGAGGCUGGUUCCUCUGCCACAGACACAGACACCACCAGCCUGGAGGACCAAGACUCUGCCAGUGUGAGCAGCCUGAACAUCCCUGCCGGCCCCACUAAGCGCAUCGCCUUCUUGUUUGACUCCACCCUCACUGCCUUCCUGAUGAUGGGCAACCUCUCACCUAACUUGAAGAGUCAUGCAGUCACGAUGUUUGAAGUGGGGAAACUGUCUGAUGAGACUCUGGACAGCUUCUUGAUGGAGCUUGAGAAGGUUGAAAGCACUGCAGAAGGGGAGGCUCAGAGGUAUUUCGACCAUGCACUCACCCUCAGGAAUACAAUUCUGUUUCUGCGCUACAACAAGGAGCUAACCUCUGACCCUGACCAACCAAAUAUUGGCCUCCCACUGGACCUUCUGCGCUGUGAGAGCCUGCUGGGGCUGGAUCCAGCCACCUGCAGCCGCGUGCUCAACAAGAACUAUAAGCUACUGGUCUCCAUGGCUCCUCUCAGCAACGAGAUCCGGCCCAUUAGCAGCUGCACGCCUCAGCAUAUCGGUCCAGCCAUCCCAGAGGUGAGCUCCAUCUGGUUCAAGCUCUAUCUUUACCACGUGACUGGUCAGGGCCCACCCUCCCUCCUACUCUCCAAGGGCUCGAGGCUUCGGAAGCUGCCGGAUGUCUUCCAGGCCUACGACCGACUGCUGAUAACCUCUUGGGGUCACGACCCUGGCGUUGUUCCAACAUCCAAUGUGCUGACCAUGCUCAAUGAUGCCCUCACCCAUUCUGCAGUGCUGAUUCAGGGUCAUGGCAUCCAUGGGCACGGAGAGACCAUUCAUGUCCCAUUCCCGUUUGAUGAGGAAGACCUCAAAGGAGAAUUCUCCUACUCCAACAUGUGUGUGCACAAGGCUCUGAGGAUCCUGCGUGAAAAGGUGGACCUGGAGCACUUGUGUGGUUAUAUCACGAUGCUGAACGCUACUAACCGCCACCGCAGGAGGAUGAGUGACUGCUCAGAUGGGAGAGGGGACACAGAGCUUGGUGGGGGCUACGAUGGCAACGGCAGCACCGAAUCCUUUGAGCUUGUCACCGAGGAGAACAACGGGGAGGUGAACAGAAAGCAAGGAGUGGAAGUGCCCUCAUCAGAGGACGAAUGGGUCCCGCUGGAGCUGUGUUUUGGAAUGCCUCUCUUUAACUCCGACUUGAACCGAAAGGUGUGUCAGAAGAUCAUCUCUCACCGGCUGUGUGGCAAAGACAGCCUUCAGGAGCUGUUACAUUCCAGCCGCAAGCUAGCCUUGAGAGUUCUCAGCUUCGUCCAGUCGUUCCAGGAGCGUGGCCAACCAAUUGACCCAGACAGUGGGAUCGCCAGCCCCCUGGGCCAGCCCCCUGCCGAGUCGGGGGUACCCCUACCGGCUGUCAACCUGCUCUUCAAGGACGGAAACCUGAGUGAAUGGAGUGGUCGGGCCCCGCCUCCUCUUGACAUCUCUGGCCUGCAGAAGGACCAGCCUGCCUAAUGCCCUUUACCCCUCCUGUACCCCCCCACUCACCCACCUAAAUCUUGUAAUAUAUUCCCAAGACACAGCAAGCCCCACCCCUUUCUGAUUGGCAGCUUUCAUAAAUAGGCCGUGUUACUUUGAGGUUGUAAUGUUCUCCACUGGUGCUGCUGCAAAACCUGGAGGUUAAAAAAGGAGCCAAAAGUAACGCUGUUGUUAUUUAUCAAGACUAGCACAAUCUGGUUUUUAAUCCUUUGAAUAAAUGUGUUAUCACAUACUUUCUGUUGAAUAGGGAGUUAUGCAUAACAUGUAAAAAGAUAUAUUAAAAAUGACUACUUCAGGAAAAUAUACAAUUUGUAGGACCAAGCCUGUGGCUUAAUGAAGCUGUUGGAAUCUGCCACUCAAACCCAGGUCGUGUUUUUUGUUUCACUGCAAGUAGCCUAAUGCAUGAUUCUAUUGCACAGGAAUUCCUGAGGAGUUUCAGACAUUUCAGCCAGUGAACACCACAUGAAAUAGGUGGGGUUUUAUUUUGCACAGUGCAGUGCUUUGGACUCUGGACCAGCGAGUGACCCACACAUAAAAAGAAGGUUUGAUUUGUGAUUUUAGUCUUCGCCUCGUUGUUUGUUCCUAUCACACAUUCCAAAGCGCAGUUCACUCCCCCAGUCAGUAGUAGGCGCCACUUGUCUCGUGGCUGGUGUUUUUUUUCAGAUGCAGUGAAGCCGAUCCACUGUGGGAACACCAAAGAGCAAUUUUUGGCAUGGUUUUUUCCGUGUGUUUGCUACGGAAGCUCAGCAGAUUGCCAGGUCCACUCUGUCUGUGCCCCAACAGUGCAUAUAACACUUCCUGUUAGACUGUACAUUAGAGUUGCAGGGAUUUUGUUUACAGCAUAAUCACCUGAUGGAAACAUAUGUUAUACAUUACGAACCAAAGCUGGAAAUUAAACCUCUUGCAUGGUCUUGGAUGAUGGGGAGCUUGGUGGAGUGCCAGUAAAGUAAGCAUGUUUUAAGGGUGAACUUGGAGAUGUGGAUGGAGAUGAACUGGGUGGAGGUAUGAUGGACGUUCUGAUUAGUUCCCCCAUUUCCUUUUUAGGAAAGACACUGCUGUUUUUUGUUGCCUUUAACAAGUCAUGUGUUCUUGAUUUGGAUCUCCUUAUGGUCAGCCGAUGGUGAUCAAAAUGGAGAGUCUUCAAUGCAACUUGAGUGUUGCCAACCGUCAUGUUCACGCCCAUCUGUAUGUUUUCUAGACAUCUGCAGUUCUGUUUCACCACUUGUGUGCCACACCUUUAACUCUCCAUGUCCUGAACCUGUCUCGCUCGUCUGUCCAGAAAAUCUCCGAAGCCUUCUUGACACCCCACCCCCCCAUCUGUUUCAGUGUUAGAGAACUAAUUACCUGUAGUUUUAUGUCAACCUGCAUUUUAGGAAUCUUUGUUGUUGCUUGAUUGUUGGGACUGUGAAUAUUAAUCUUAUGAUUAAAUGGGUACAUCCGUGACAUUCCUCUUCACUAUUUCAAAAAAUGUGUUAUAGAUGAUACAGUAUGUAAAAAAAGAGAAUAUUAAUUAAUAAAUGCGUCGAAUGACCAAUCCCCUUCAAAG